Molecule: messenger RNA, 3158 nt
Organism: Pygoscelis adeliae (Adelie penguin)
Lineage: Eukaryota; Metazoa; Chordata; Aves; Sphenisciformes; Spheniscidae
Product: putative P2Y purinoceptor 10
Exons: 2
Coding region: 42-929 (295 amino acids)
Biological process (GO): positive regulation of Rho protein signal transduction; phospholipase C-activating G protein-coupled receptor signaling pathway
Cellular component (GO): membrane
Molecular function (GO): G protein-coupled receptor activity
Source: RefSeq, a predicted model, not a curated record
ACCCACCCUAUACCACGACAGUUGUUUCCAGCAGCCCAGUCAUGACGCAGAGCAACCAGUCCUGCUCCAGUCACAAUAUAACGUUCAAAAACAGCCUGUAUGCUACCACCUACACCCUCAUAUUCAUCCCCGGCCUCCUGGCCAACAGCGCUGCCUUAUGGGUCUUGUGCCGCUUCAUCAGCAAGAAGAACAAAGCCGUCAUCUUCAUGAUCAACCUGGCCAUGGCCGACCUGGCUCACGUCCUCUCGCUGCCACUGCGAAUAUACUACUAUAUUAACUCCACGUGGCCUUUUGGGAGAUUCCUUUGCUUACUAUGUUUCUACUUGAAGUACCUCAACAUGUACGCCAGCAUUUGUUUCCUCACCUGCAUCAGCAUUCAGAGGUAUUUCUUCCUGUAUCAGCCGUUCAAAGCCAAGGACUGGAAGCGGCGGUACGACGUAGCCAUCAGCGCUGUGGUGUGGCUCUUCGUUGGGAUCGACAGCAAGGUGGCCACUGUGCUGAUGACAGGCACGGCGGAGCUCUUCGGGUUCAUCGGCCCUCUCAUCAUUAUUUUAUUCUGUACUUGGAAAACAAAAGACUCUCUUCGGGGCUUCCAGAUACCGCUCCAAAACAGCAGCGAGAGGCGGAAGGCUUUAAGGAUGGUUUCUAUGUGUGCCAUUGUGUUUUGCGUGUGUUUUGCACCAUACCACAUCAACUUCUUUUUCUACAUGUUGGUGAAAGAAAAUGUCAUUACAGACUGCUUCCUGAGUACCAUCACGCUCUACGCCCAGCCCUUUUGCUUAAGUCUUGCGAGUUUGGACUGCUGUUUGGAUCCAAUCCUGUAUUUCUUUAUGACUUCAGAGUUUCAGGAUCAGAUAUCAAGGCACAGCAGCAUGGUCAUCAGGAGUCGGCUCAUGAGCAAAGAGAGUGCCUCAUCAAUUAAGGAAUGACAGGAAAGCCAGCUUAAAAGAAUUAAGAUAUUUCAUAUGAAAUCUGGGACUGUUCUGUGAUACUCGAUUACCAACUCUGUUGUAGAAGAUCCUGCAAGUUUAUUCGGGGGAGUUUUGUGGCAGCGGAAAUCUUUCAACAGAUAGAAGAUAAAACUCUGUUUAAGACCAAUGUGUUGGGAGCUGAUGAGCGACCCAACUGGCGUGACUACACCUACCGCUGUGCCAUCCGCGCCUGACCUAGCUGGACUAGAGAAUAUACAGGAGGGAGCGACAAAGCUUUUGCUAGGAAAUGGUGGAAACAUCCCGGGAGCUUUUCUUCUAUUUUCCCAACUUCAUGGCUCUAUGAUCACACCAAAGACAAUCCCACGUCCAUACACUGACAUCCACUGAAAUAUCUUCUCUGCUAAAAACACACAACGCAUACAAGAACCCGAAAAUGGCCGUAAUAAUAAAUGGCAGUUUUGGUCUCCGCACUCAGGGCUGCAGACACGUGAAGGUUGGCAGCUUGCUUCAGCACGGCAGCCCCGGCUUUGAGUGCAUCCCACUGGUCACCACACUUCUGCUUCACCUUUCCCUCGCUCCCCCUCCUGCUCUUGUUCAUUUCCUCCUCACCCAGCUCUAAGUUUGCUCCUUAAUCGCUGAUGCAUCCCGUAACUUGCACCUACAGCUGGUGCAAGACCCUCUGCAGGACAAAUUCUCCUGAUGGCUCCUCAAACACUCCAGAGAAUGGGACCUUCCCUUGCUCCGAGUGACUUUCUUCCCCUCCGAGCUGCCCCUGGGGACAAGGGGGGCAUCAGCACGUGGCCUUUGCCUUUGGACCCCGAGGGCCAGGACCACCGGGAGCGCGCCACGGGCUGGGCGCAGCCGGACUCAGCAUCGGUGCAGGUAGAUUUGAGGAUGCUGGUGGUACCGUUCAGGUCCUCGCUCUCUUCUGCGUGUGGGUUCUUCGCCUCAGAGGUAACUGCGAUGGAUCCGCCCCAUGAAAUCUCUGCUCAAUGGGUUCAAUUGGCACAAUUUUUAGAGAGAGAGGUGUCCUUGCCAAGGUGAUUUCACUAACUGAGCAUAGGCUAAUUUCUUAAGUAAAUUAUUCAUUGUGAUUUUUUUCCACCAGCUCCUCUCUUGAUCUUAAUGGUUCCAUUUUUAUAACUUCUUCGGCUAUAAAGAUAUGAAAAGCAGUGACAGGAAAGGAUGCCAUUUACCCCUUAUUUUAAAUUAGCGACAGCUCUUCAGCCAAGUUCAUCCACUUUGUGUAGCUUCAAGGGUAUCCUCGUGAUACCUGGGGAUUGUUUUGGCUGAACACAGGCGCUGAUUUUAUUGCCUUUGAAAACCUGUGUUUUUUCAAAAGGAACGCGUACAAUUCUCAGUAAGCACCAGUGCCAGCAUCUUACAUGUUGCUAAAAAAUAGAAGAAAUACCAGAAAUACUUGCUAAGUAUAUUUUAAAUCUAACUACUCAAUUCCCCUUAAUUACAUUUUAACUCGGCCAAAAGUUUUCUGCAUGUUGUGUUUUCCCACUUGACUGUUUUACAAUAAAAUGGGAAAAAGCAAACAAUAGCCAGGUUUAAAUAACCGUUACACUCGAGUUCCUCUAAAAGGCAGCGAAGACAUACUGAUUAAAUACAAUAAGCUCUUGUAGUUCUCCUCCCAUUUGUGAGAAGAUGAUUAUGGGCUACAGUACGAUGAACUUAAUCUUACAUGUAGAUAAGUGAAAAUACCAAAAUAUGCCUAUCUGAAGGAAGUAACUUUCACAGAGAGAGUAUUAUUGCAGGCUUCUGGUGAGAAAGCUGCAGAGUAGGCAAACAGUCCCUCUCCCACUGAAGUCAAUGGAAAUGUCUUCUCUGAUUUAACCGGCAGUUUGUUACGCCGGUGAUAUACGUACACGUUUACACACUGCAAGUAGUCGCCUUAAAAAUGAGAGCAGAGGUUGGUGCUCAGGUAUGCAGUUAAGCAUGCAAAAUGAAAUUUUUGUCAGUUUAGCAGUUUUCUCAUAAGCUAGACACUGUAUAAUAUUGUCAGUGAAGGAGACGUUAGUUUCAAUGGUUGUUUUGAGGAUUUUUAUGGACCUUGAUCAGCUGGCACGUGACUAGGAGCUGUUUACUGUGGUUUCUUUCUCAUAGAAUUCUCCAUUUAUCAGGUGAAAACAAACUGAAGGCACUGUUAUGGUAACUAUGUAGCUUGCCCUACAUUUUUCUUUCCAAAAACUGAUGCUUAAAAAAUAAACAUAUUUUUGC